AUGCACCGAGGCGCGCCAGGACCAGGCCUCAGGGGCCUCAAGGGGGCCGAGGGCUCUGUCAAGGACUUGGGGGGCUCUGGCCUGGAGGCCGGGAAGGAUUUUGGGGUGCUGAGGGAGAACGGCGCCCCCCGCGGCCUGGGCGAGGCAGAGGAGGUGCCGAGUAGUAAAAAGCGCGCCCGGCCGGUGCGGUCCAAGGCGCGGCGCCUGGCGGCCAACGUGCGGGAGCGCAAGCGCAUCCUGGAUUACAACGAGGCUUUCAACGCGCUGCGCAGGGCGCUGCGGCACGACCUGGGCGGCAAGAGGCUCUCCAAGAUCGCCACGCUGCGCCGGGCCAUCCACCGCAUCACGGCGCUCUCCCUGGUCCUGCGCGCCAGCCCCGCGCCCCGCUGGCCCUGCGGGCACCUGGAGUGCCGCCGCCAGGCUGAGCGCGCGGGGUCCGCCGGGGACGCGGGCUCCAGUCCGCAGCGGCCGGCGCCCAUGCCCGCAGGGCUCUUCGCACCCCCCAGGGAGGACAGCGAUGGAAACAGUCUGGGGCAGUCCCCGAGGAGGAAGCUGAAGGGGACUGCCGCCGGGUAG
Myotis lucifugus (little brown bat) is the source of this 576-nucleotide messenger RNA. RefSeq names its product basic helix-loop-helix family member a9 (gene BHLHA9). Gene Ontology annotation, biological process: regulation of transcription by RNA polymerase II; developmental process. NCBI's taxonomy places the organism in Eukaryota, Metazoa, Chordata, Mammalia, Chiroptera, Vespertilionidae. Gene Ontology annotation, molecular function: DNA-binding transcription factor activity, RNA polymerase II-specific; protein dimerization activity; RNA polymerase II transcription regulatory region sequence-specific DNA binding. The record is from RefSeq and is a predicted model, not a curated record.